Molecule: messenger RNA, 3154 nt
Organism: Cucurbita moschata (crookneck pumpkin)
Lineage: Eukaryota; Viridiplantae; Streptophyta; Magnoliopsida; Cucurbitales; Cucurbitaceae
Product: protein-tyrosine-phosphatase MKP1-like
Exons: 4
Coding region: 318-2864 (848 amino acids)
Biological process (GO): protein dephosphorylation
Molecular function (GO): actin filament binding; protein tyrosine/serine/threonine phosphatase activity
Source: RefSeq, a predicted model, not a curated record
GAAAAUGAGAGUAAUAAAAUGUGUGAAAGGGCCCAGACAUUGAAAUCUGGUUAAAUGCAAUUUUCUCGACCUGUGCUCCUCUUUCCUCUCCACGGCCAGUCUCUCUCUAAUUCUCUCUCAGAUUAUACUAAAACGUCUCUGCUCUGCUCUGCUCUCACUAUCUCUUUCAGUCACUCACUUACUCACUCCACUGCACCUCCUCUUUCAUUUGAUUUUCGCAAUAUGUUCAUUUUUUUGUCCGGGUGAAAGAAGUUAAAUUAGGGUUUCUAUACUUUCUUGGGCUUCUUUGAGUUAUUGUCUGUGGAUUUUGGACGGGCAUGGUGGGCUCCGAGGACUCUGGUACUUCUGGGGCCGCGGUGCAGCUCUCUGGCAAUCGGAAAUUGUUCUGGCGCUCGGCCUCGUGGUCUGCAUCACGUUCCUCCCUUCACCAUCCGGAAGUGAACAGAGAAGGUGGAGACCCCAAUGGGAAUCUUGGUGAUAGCAGUGGACCAAGCCGAAUUUUCCCUGCCCCAUUAACUCCAAGGUCGCAGCAGCAUUGCAAAGCGAGGUCGUGUUUGCCUCCUUUACAACCUUUGUCCAUAGCUCGGCGAAGCUUAGAUGAAUGGCCGAAGGCGGGGUCGGAUGAUAUUGGUGAGUGGCCGCAGCCUCCUACACCAAGUGGCAGAGGAAAUUGCGAGAGGUUGAAACUUGAUUUGUCGACAAUUCAGAGAAACCCGGAUAAGAAUUGUGGGCUGGUGAAGAGGGAUAAGAUUGCUUUCUUUGACAAAGAGUGUUCAAAGGUGGCAGAACAUGUAUAUCUUGGUGGUGAUGCGGUUGCUCGAGAUAGGGAUAUACUUAAACAGAAUGGAAUUACUCAUGUGUUGAAUUGUGUAGGUUUCGUUUGCCCUGAGUACUUCAAAGAUGAUUUCGUGUACAGAACUUUGUGGUUGCAGGAUAGCCCUUCUGAGGAUAUUACCAGUAUACUUUAUGAUGUUUUUGACUACUUUGAAGAUGUUAGAGAACAAAAUGGAAGGGUUUUUGUUCAUUGUUGCCAGGGAGUAUCGCGGUCGACGUCGUUGGUGAUUGCCUAUCUUAUGUGGAGAGAAGGGCAGAGUUUUGAUGAUGCAUUUCAAUAUGUAAAGGCAGCAAGAGGUAUUGCUGACCCCAAUAUGGGUUUUGCUUGCCAGUUAUUACAAUGCCAAAAGAGGGUCCAUGCUUUCCCUCUUAGCCCAAGUUCACUGUUGAGGAUGUACAGAGUUGCUCCACACUCGCCAUAUGAUCCUUUGCAUUUGGUCCCCAAAAUGUUAAAUGAUCCUUCUACCUCAUCUCUGGAUUCUAGAGGUGCAUUUAUCAUUCAUGUACCCUCUGCCAUAUUUGUUUGGAUUGGUAAGAACUGUGAAGCAAUCAUGGAAAGAGAUGCGAGGGGAGCUGUUGUGCAAAUCGUUCGAUAUGAGAAGGUGCAUGGGCCUAUUUAUGUAAUUAAAGAAGGGGAAGAACCAACCAACUUUUGGGACUCUUUUGCAAACCUGUUACCUUUAAUGGAUAAAUCUAACAGUAAAAUUAAUCUUGGGGAAUUAAGAACUAAGCCUUAUCCAGGGGAAAGGAGAGUUGAUUCCUAUGAUUUAGAUUUUGAAAUUUUCCAGAAGGCUAUUACUGGUGGUUUCGUUCCUCCAUUUCCUUCAUCUGAGAAUGAGCAUGAAACCCAUCUUCCUGUCAGAGAAAGCAGUUGGAGUAUGCUUAGGCGUAAGUUUGCCUCUGGAAAUAUGAGAGAGUUUGUAUCAGCUCCACGGAUAUCGCUCUCUAGGGUCUAUUCCGACUCGUUGAUGAUGGUGCAUUUUUCUGCAAAACCUCCAUCGCCUUCAGCAAUUUCUUUGUCUUCGUCGUCUUCUUCGCCUAUCCAUCUUUCGCCAGACUCCCUUUCUUCUGAUUCAAGUUCAAGUACCAAGUAUUUUUCAGAAUCCUCUUUAGAUUCUCCUUCUGCUUCUUCACCUACAGUUCAAGUUUCUUCAACUCUAUCUAGUUUUUCUAACAUGCAUCUUAUCUCAUCCAAUAGUUCCUUAGAAUCGAUGCCCAAUGGUCCAGAAACUCGUGAUGCAGUCCCUUUGGAAUCAAGUUCUCGGUCAUUCUCAUUCCCAUCCAAAAAGUUCUCACCUUCUCUUGCAGAACGCCGAGGUAGUGCAAAAUCUCUGACAUUGCCUACAAUGCCUUGUAAAAUCAGAGCAACAAAUAGUGCCUCAAGGUUUCUUGCCACUCAAGAAGAUGGUAAGAGGAAAAACAAGAUUUCUUUCUCUCUUGAUGCAUCAUUUAAUAUGAAAAAGGGCUCAGAGCCUAUGGAUAAUGUUGAAGAUGAACAAACAAGUUCCACUCAGAAUUUCAAGAAUAUCGAAAAUGGAAUGGAUGUACGUGUAGGUUGCAUGGCCACGAGCCAGGUCGAAACUGAAGUUGCUGGACAAUCAGCUGGUUCAUGGAAAAGCUAUCCAAAACAUUUUGAAGGCGGCAUGGUAUCCACUGUGUCAAAUGGGAAGCAAGAUGGUGAGUUUGUCCAACCAAUGGUAUACUGUUGGCCGGAGUUAGCAAAGAUUGCAGCUUUUGACACAAGUUACCUUCAUUCUAAAGCUGCCGUAGUGAUUUUCUCUCCAAGUAGGUAUUUAGGCAAGAAGGAUGACAUGAUGCUGUAUAUUUGGGUAGGAAAUUCUUUUGACCAUGAUUUAUCUCCGAUUCAAGUAAAGAGGGACAAAGACUUGGUUGAUGUAGAAAAGAUAGACUGGGUUAAAGUUGGCCAAUAUGUGCUUACUGAAAUAGGUCUGCCAGAAAACACAGAAAUUAAGAUCGUUAAAGAAGGUGAAGAAACAGAGGAAUUUCUUGCACGAUUGAGUCUUUUGUAGCCCCGCUGCUAAGAUACAUUCCCUUGAUUUGGUAACGAAGAUUAUUCGAUUGUCGAGCUGGCUUAGCAAGCCAUGCUACUUAGUCAUUUAACGAAAAUGAGUGAGAAGACGCUUGAAAAUCCAAGUCGUUUAUAGCAAAAGCCUUAACAAGUUGUACAGAGCUGUAACACCCCACCCCUCCCCGUAAUUCAUAUUUGAUCUUGUAAACAGUUUGCUGAAAGGCCCUUGCCCUGCAUAUGUUAUAGACUUUUGGCUUCUUAAUAGGAUCAAUCAAAUCUUUCUUUAACUCC